AUGGAGUCCAGGACAAGAAACCUGGGAGCAGAGAACAAACACAUACAGCAGGGAAACGAGGUUAAAGUAAACUGUGUUCUGCUCCUGAGCCCCUAUCUACUCACGGCCAGCAGAGGUUUCCUCCACCUGAUGCCCCAUUUCUUACACACUGGGAUGGACUGCAGUACUUAUGAGCUGGAUACCCUGGAGGUCCCUCCUCUCACCCCAACCAGUAAGGAGGUCCUGAGCCAGGCUGUGAAGGCCAGUUUUGCUGGAUUUGCCCAGGAGAGACUCUACCAUCACUUUCCACAGGAUCCUAAAUUGUGGUCUGAGUGGGAGGUGAACGUCUGGCUGGACUGGUGCCAGGCUGAGUUUGGUCUCCACUGCCGGGGUUCAGACCUGAGAGGCAUGCAGGGUAGUGAGCUGUGUGGCCUGGACAGAGAGUCUUUCCUGGAUCUGAUGUCCGACUGCACUGCAGGAGAGAUCCUGUGGGAGCACCUGGAGACCAUGAGGAGAGAAAACUACAUGGACUGUGUCCAGGAGCAUUCAGACAAACAUAGUUACCAUGUCCAGUAUCAUUCCACUGAGAGGACAGACCUUCACACCCUGGACCCUGUGACUGUGCAACAUCAAGACCACUACCUGUUCAAAACAGGAGACCCCAGCAGGAACAUGAGUGCUGCUGCUCUGCUGCGGGAAACAGGAGGGAAUGGAGAGACAGACUUAGAAGUGGAGAUUGCUCACAGUGACGACUCUGAUAUUGUGGGCUCUCUAUCAUGGACUGGUCCACUCCAGGAUCUAGAGGCAGUGACAGAAGAGAUCAUGUCUGAAGAUGUCUUCACUUUACCACAGCCACACAGGAGCUUCAAAGAAUAUGUAGACACCAAAACAGACCUGGGCGGAGCCGCUGCUGUCCUUGCUGGUUACAUUGGUGAGGGUCCCAUUCAGCUGUGGCAGUUUCUGCUGGAGCUUCUCACAGACCGCAGCUGUCAGUCAUGUAUAAGCUGGACAGGAGACGGGUGGGAGUUCAAGCUGACUGAUCCUGAUGAGGUGGCCCUGCUGUGGGGUCGGAGGAAGAACAAACCCAAGAUGAACUACGAGAAGCUGAGUCGCGGUCUACGAUACUACUACGACAAGAACAUCAUCCGCAAGACGGCUGGCAAGCGCUACGUCUACCGUUUUGUCUGCAACCUGCAAAGCCUGCUGGGAUAUGAGCCUGGGGAGCUGCACGCCAUAUUGGACAACAGUAACAAGAGUCACUAA
This is a messenger RNA of Micropterus dolomieu (smallmouth bass), 1242 nucleotides long. RefSeq names its product protein C-ets-1-like. Gene Ontology annotation, molecular function: sequence-specific DNA binding; DNA-binding transcription factor activity, RNA polymerase II-specific. Gene Ontology annotation, biological process: cell differentiation; regulation of transcription by RNA polymerase II. Gene Ontology annotation, cellular component: nucleus. NCBI's taxonomy places the organism in Eukaryota, Metazoa, Chordata, Actinopteri, Centrarchiformes, Centrarchidae. The record is from RefSeq and is a predicted model, not a curated record. The coding region runs from base 1 to 1242 and encodes 413 amino acids. The transcript is spliced from 8 exons.